Molecule: messenger RNA, 1635 nt
Organism: Delphinapterus leucas (beluga whale)
Lineage: Eukaryota; Metazoa; Chordata; Mammalia; Artiodactyla; Monodontidae
Gene: ASB9
Product: ankyrin repeat and SOCS box containing 9
Biological process (GO): positive regulation of protein catabolic process; intracellular signal transduction; protein ubiquitination
Molecular function (GO): protein binding
Source: RefSeq, a predicted model, not a curated record
GCUGCUGUGGGCUUUGGGCAGCCUCUAGCCAGUUAGGUGGAGAGAGAGCGUGUGUGUACGUGUGUGUGUCUGACCACAGGUAGUAUUCAGAUCACCCUGCCCUGUUCUGUUCUCUGCCAUCUGACCAGGACGGUGCUGCCCAGCCAGUCAAAGCCCUGGAAUUUCCCAGGAGCUGGGGGAGCAUGGAAUUUGGACUUUUCCUGAACAACUGAAGCGGAGCUUGCCCAGCCCAGGAGAGCACCAUGGAUGGUGAACCACGGGGCAGCAACGGCAGCAAGCCCCCGAGGCUGGGAGACUCUCCGGACGUCAGGCUCCUUUCCAACCCAUUGAUGGGGGAUACUGUGUCUGAUCGGUCUCCUGUGCAUGAAGCAGCCAUUCAGGGACGUCUGCUGUCUUUGAGGAACCUCAUCAGCCAGGGGUGGCUUGUGAACCUCGUCACGGCAGAUCGUGUGUCCCCGCUCCAUGAAGCCUGUCUCGGAGGUCAUCCCUCCUGUGCAAACAUUUUAUUAAAGCAUGGAGCUCAGGCGAAUGGUGUCACUACAGACUGGCAUACUCCCUUGUUUAAUGCUUGUGUCAGCGGCAGCCUGGACUGUGUGAAUUUGCUUCUGCAGCAUGGAGCCAGUCCCCACCCUGAGAGUGAUCUGGCGUCCCCCAUGCAUGAAGCUGCUAAGAGAGGCCACGUGGAGUGCAUUGAGUCUCUUGUGGCUCAUGGGGGCGACGUUGACCGUAACAUCAGCCACCUGGGCACACCGUUAUAUUUGGCUUGUGAAAAUCUGCAGGUGGCCUGUGCCAAGAAGCUUCUGGAAUCAGGAGCGAGCGUGAACCAAGGCCGGGGGCUGGAUUCCCCUCUGCACGCGGUGGCCAGGGCGUCCAGUGGGGAGCUGGCCUGCCUGCUCAUGGACUUUGGAGCAGACACCCAGGCCAGGGAUGCUGAAGGCCACCGUCCCUUGGAGCUGGUGCCUCCAGAGAGCCCCCUGAGCCAGCUCUUCUUGCAGAGAGAAGGGCCCCCUUCUUUGAUGCAGUUAUGUCGCCUUAGAAUUUGGAAGUGCUUUGGGAUCAAGCAGCAUCAUAAGAUCACCGGACUCAGCCUCCCUGAGGAGCUGAAAUGGUUUCUCCUCCGCAUUUAAAUGUGUCAAGGGAAUGGCAUCACAAACGACAGACAAACGUUAUCGAGUGUUGAGGCUACUGGGAUUUUAAAAUAAAGUCAGGUUUAUUAGAGUUUGGCUAGUUUUUUUUUUUUUGAAGGAGAUUUUUAUUUGUAAAGGAACAUACUGAGUACUUUUGUGUUAUUGGUUGGAGGGCAUGAAAAAUUCCACCACACCCCUCCGCCCCCUGCCGCCUGCAAGAGGGUGGCUAAGAUAACAACUAUGGUGUUGAUCGUGCCAAGCCCUGAGCUGGGAACGCUUUACGCUUCACCCAAUUUAGCUCUCACAGCAACCCCACCAGGUGGGUACUAUGCUCUCCCCUUCUCCAGGUGAGACCCUGAGACUCAGGGAAGUCAGUUUGUCCCAUAACCCCCAGUGAGGACAGGCAACCAGACGAACACCAACAGCAUACCACUUGCUAGUUCAGUUAAUUUCAUUAGUUCAUUUGUUCAGGACACAUCAUGCAUCUUCUAGAACCGUGCUGUUCAGU